This is a messenger RNA of Helianthus annuus (common sunflower), 1494 nucleotides long. Its product is annotated as fructose-bisphosphate aldolase 1, chloroplastic. Gene Ontology annotation, cellular component: cytosol. Gene Ontology annotation, molecular function: fructose-bisphosphate aldolase activity. Gene Ontology annotation, biological process: glycolytic process; fructose 1,6-bisphosphate metabolic process. NCBI's taxonomy places the organism in Eukaryota, Viridiplantae, Streptophyta, Magnoliopsida, Asterales, Asteraceae. The record is from RefSeq and is a predicted model, not a curated record. The transcript is spliced from 6 exons. The coding region runs from base 120 to 1310 and encodes 396 amino acids.
UAGUGAGCCCAAACACAAUUGAGUGGUGUUCAUAUCAAACCGAUAUAGAAAGGAGCUUAACAGCCUCUUUUCUUUUAUUUUUAUUUUUUAUAUUUUCUAUUUUUUAAAGAAAACAAAAAAUGGCUUCAGCAUAUCUCUUCCAGUCAUCCCCAGCCAUUCUUGACAAGUCUGAUUGGGUUAAGGGCCAGACCCUUCGCCAACCCUCGGUUUCCGUGGUGCGGGUCAGCUCGGGCGCACCCUCUGCCCUGACCGUCCGUGCUUCCUAUGCCGAUGAGCUCGUUAAAACCGCGAAAACCGUAGCAUCACCGGGCCGUGGAAUCCUAGCCAUGGAUGAGUCAAAUGCCACUUGUGGAAAGCGGUUAGCUUCUAUCGGUCUUGAGAACACCGAGGCUAACCGUCAAGCUUACCGGACCCUACUUGUUACCCCACCGGGCCUUGGCAACUACAUCUCGGGCGCUAUCCUCUUCGAGGAAACCUUGUACCAAUCAACCGUUGACGGCAAAAAGAUUGUCGAUAUCCUCGUUGAACAGGGGAUUGUACCCGGUAUCAAGGUCGACAAGGGUUUAGUCCCAUUGGCUGGCUCGAAUGACGAGUCAUGGUGCCAAGGUCUUGACGGGCUUGCCUCGCGCUCUGCAGCUUACUACCAACAGGGUGCACGUUUCGCCAAAUGGCGUACAGUAGUGAGCAUUCCAAACGGGCCAUCGGCCCUCGCGGUCAAGGAAGCAGCAUGGGGUCUGGCCCGUUACGCUGCGAUUUCUCAGGACAAUGGGUUGGUCCCGAUUGUGGAGCCCGAGAUUUUACUAGACGGUGAACAUGGAAUCGAUACUACGUUUGAGGUUGCUAAGAAAGUGUGGGCUGAGGUGUUCUUUUACCUAGCUGAGAACAAUGUGUUGUUUGAAGGAAUCCUUUUGAAGCCCAGCAUGGUUACACCGGGAGCCGAUUGCAAGGACAGAGCCACACCUCAACAAGUCGCGGAUUACACUCUCAAACUCCUCAAACAAAGAAUCCCACCCGCAGUUCCUGGAAUCAUGUUUUUGUCUGGUGGGCAAUCUGAGGUGGAAGCUACACUCAACUUGAAUGCAAUGAACCAGAGCCCGAACCCAUGGCACGUGUCGUUCUCAUACGCCAGGGCCUUACAGAACACUUGCCUCAAGACAUGGGGAGGAAGGCCCGAGAACGUGAAGGCUGCUCAGGAUGCUCUGCUCCAGAGGGCCAGUGCCAACUCACUGGCUCAGCUCGGGAAAUACACAGGUGAGGGCGAGUCUGAGGAGGCCAAAAAGGGAAUGUUCGUUAAGGGGUAUGUCUACUAAGCCGGUUUCAAGUCGCGAGUGUUGAGCUUAGAACAUGAAAACAAGGUUUAUUAUUAUAAAAUUUGUAUCAAUCAGCAUGGAGUCUGCUGCUUUUGUUCAUAGCAUGUACUUGUAGCAAUUGUAUAAGUAUUUGAUUGAUGUGAAGUGAUGGCUUUUCUGUAAUUUUAGUAAUAUUCAACAGAUA